AUGGCCGCGAACGCUGUCUUAUCGCCAUCACAGCCACGCCCUGGACUCCCUGCCGGCUCUACCCACCCCUCAGCUGCCGCCGCUGCCUCCGCCGAUGCGCGUGCUUCAUCCCACCUUCUCGCAUCGCUUCCUCAGUCCAGCCCCGGUCUUCUCUCCGCCUCUGUCUCCCCCUCAGCUCCCGCCGCGGCUAUCUCACCCUCCUCCGCCAAUCCGCCUGCUUCAUCCCACCUUCUCGCAUCGCUUCCUCAGUCCAGCCCCGGUCUUGCCUCCGCCUCUGUCUCCCCCUCAGCUCCCGCCGCGGCUAUCUCACCCUCCUCCGCCUAUGCGCCUGCUUCAUCCCACCUUCUCGCAUCGCCUCCUCAGUCCAGCCCCGGUCUUCCCUCCGCCUCUGUCUCCCCCUCAGCUCCCGCCGCGGCUAUCUCACCCUCCUCCGCCUAUGCGCCUGCUUCAUCCCACCUUCUCGCAUCGCCUCCUCAGUCCAGCCCCGGUCUUCCCUCCGCCUCUGUCUCCCCCUCAGCUCCCGCCGCGGCUAUCUCACCCUCCUCCGCCUAUGCGCCUGCUUCAUCCCACCUUCUCGCAUCGCCUCCUCAAUCCAGCCCCUGUCUUCCCUCCGCCUCUGUCUCCCCUUCAGCUCACGCUGCGGCUAUCUCACCCUCCUCCGCCAAUCCGCCUGCUUCAUCCCACCUUCUCGCAUCGCUUCCUCAGUUCAGCCCCGGUCUUCCCUACGCCUCUGUCUCCCCCUCAGCUCCCAACGCGGCUAUCUCACCCUCCUCCGCCAAUCCGCCUGCUUCAUCCCACCUUCUUGCAUCGCUUCCUCAGUCUAGCCCCGGUCUUGCCUCCGCCUCUGUCUCCCCCUCAGCUCCCGCCGCGGCUAUCUCACCCUCCUCCGCCUAUGCGCCUGCUUCAUCCCACCUUCUCGCAUCGCCUCCUCAGUCCAGCCCCGGUCUUCCCUCCGCCUCUGUCUCCCCUACAGCUCCCGCUGCGGCUAUCUCACCCUCCUCCGCCAAUCCGCCUGCUUCAUCCCACCUUCUCGCAUCGCUUCCUCAGUUCAGCCCCGGUCUUCCCUAUGCCUCUGUCUCCCCCUCAGCUCCCGCCGCGGCUAUCUCACCCUCCUCCGCCUAUGCGCCUGCCUCAUCCCACCUUCUCGCAUCGCCUCCUCAGUCCAGCCCCGGUCUUCCCUCCGCCUCUGUCUCCCCCUCAGCUCCCGCCGCGGCUAUCUCACCCUCCUCCGCCUAUGCGCCGGCUUCAUCCCACCUUCUCGCAUCGCCUCCUCAGUCCAGCCCCGGUCUUCCCUCCGCCUCUGUCUCCCCCUCAGCUCCCGCCGCGGCUAUCUCACCCUCCUCCGCCUAUGCGCCUGCUUCAUCCCACCUUCUCGCAUCGCCUCCUCAGUCCAGCCUCGGUCUUCCCUCCGCCUCUGUCUCCCCUUCAGCUCCCGCCACAGCUAUCUCACCCUCCUUCGCCUAUGCGCCUGCCUCAUCCCACCUUCUCGCAUCGCCUCCUCAGUCCAGCCCCGGUCUUCCCUCCGCCUCUGUCUCCCCUUCAGCUCCCGCCACGGCUAUCUCACCCUCCUGCGCCUAUGCGCCUGCUUCAUCCCACCUUCUCGCAUCGCCUCCUCAGUCCAGCCCCGGUCUUCCCUCCGCAUCUGUCUCCCCUUCAGCUCCCGCCGCGGCUAUCUCACCCUCCCCCGCCUAUGCGCCUGCUUCAUCCCACCUUCUCGCAUCGCCUCCUCAGUCCAGCCCCGGUCUUCCCUCCGCCUCUGUCUCCCCCUCAGCUCCCGCCGCGGCUAUCUCACCCUCCUCCGCCUAUGCGCCUGCUUCAUCCCACCUUCUCGCAUCGCCUCCUCAGUCCAGCCCCGGUCUUCCCUCCGCCUCUGUCUCCCCUUCAGCUCCCGCCGCGGCUAUCUCACCCUCCUCCGCCCAUGCGCCUGCUUCAUCCCACCUUCUCGCAUCGCCUCCUCAGUCCAGCCCCGGUCUUCCCUCCGCCUCUGUCUCCCCCUCAGCUCCCGCCGCGGCUAUCUCACCCUCCUCCGCCUAUGCGCCUGCUUCAUCCCACCUUCUCGCAUCGCCUCCUCAGUCCAGCCCCGGUCUUCCCUCCGCCUCUGUCUUCCUCCCAGCCACCCUUGCUGCUCUCUUGCCCUCCUCCGCCUAUGGGCAUGCUCCCUCCUCUCGUCUCACCCCGUUCACACAGACCACCGGUCUUCCCUCCGCCAUCGCCUCACAAGCUACCCUUUCCGCUCUCUCACCCUUCCUUGCUGGUGUGCAAGCUUCAGCACAUGCCCGCACCUCACCUUUACAAUCUGGUCUCCCAUUCCCCGUCGCUUCCCUUCCUGCUACCUUCGGAGCUCUCUCACCCUCUUCCGCCUAUGGGUUCAAUUCCUCCCACCCUCUCACCUCACCUCUACAGUCAUGCCCUGUUAAUGGCUCCGCCUCUGCCACUACAGCCGCUACACAGACUCCGUCUUUCAUCCGUUCUCAUCCUUCGUCCGGCCAGCUUGCUGCUGCCGCUUUCUUAUCCCCUGGACUAGCAUCAGCCUCGGCCUUCACUCUUCGUGCUCCUGCUGCUCGCUCCCCCACUUCGGCCGUGACGCUGCGAGCUCUGCCUUCAGUUUCCCCCGCACCCUCUUCUUCAACGCCCCUUUCCGCCUCCCAUCUGCCACAGGCAGUACGGCCGUGGAAUCUUCGGCCACGCAAGCAGAAGUCCACUCCCACCGACCUGCCUCCAACAGAGGUUGAUGGCCAAAAUCUUGAAGAAGAGUCAGAUGAUGACUCGCUUUUUUAUUAUGGUCCCGAGAGGGAAUCCGAGGGCGUUGCUGCACCACACCAUGGUGCAUCGAGGGGCCUUCGCGCCCAACUGGAAGCAUCGCAGGCAGAACGCCGUGCUCUGGCUCGUCGUGUGAUGGAGCUGGAGAACGAGCGUAUUCAUAAAUCACCGCAUCAGCCCUCGCAGGGAGUGGGUAAUUCCAAUCCAACCCUUGUCCAGCACGAUGUUACCAUCCCUGCUGCCCCCCAUGAUCACCCCAUCUCUGCCUCGCCCACUCCUCCAGCCCUUACUCCCAACAGCAUUGCACUCUCCAGCCAGCCCACUUCAGUUCUCCCCCUCUCUCCAUCCAACGUGGUGUGGCCGCGCACUCAAGCGGCUUUUUGUCGUGCGGUGGCAAGGGCACGUGCUCGCAGGGAGUUGAUUGACUGCUCGAGAAUGAGCCAACGGCAAAGAGAGUGGGCAGUGAAAACGAUUACUUCACUGGAUGCUGUUCCGGAUGUGCGUGGUGGCCUUGCGGUGAGUCUUGCAGAGCUUUUUGUAGUGUUCUCAUGCCUCUGUACCCUCCCCUCGCCAUUCCAUUCUUGA
Messenger RNA from Closterium sp. Yama58-4, 3345 nucleotides. The record is from the annotation of a GenBank genome assembly. NCBI's taxonomy places the organism in Eukaryota, Viridiplantae, Streptophyta, Zygnematophyceae, Desmidiales, Closteriaceae.